AUGCCCCCAAAACCUCCCCCAAAACUCAACAUCCCCCCAGGAACCACCACCGUCACCGUCUCCGCCAUCGACAGCACCCUCUGGCUCUCCGGCGUCCCCACAGAAUACUUCUACGACCCACCCAUCCCCGGCUUCGGGCGCGUACGCACAGGAUGCUGGUCUCUCCUAAUCGAACACCCCUCCGGCCGAAAACUCGUCUACGACCUAGGCAUGCGCAAGGACUGGUGGAACUGCGCUCCUGCGGUCGGGAUCAAAGAGUACCUCGCCAACGGCACGCUGGAAUCUCUCGAUGUGAAGAAGAAUGUGAGCGAGAUUUUGAGUGAGGGGGGCGUGGAUUUGGGGAGUGUGGAGGGGGUGAUUUGGAGUCAUUUUCAUUUCGAUCAUACGGGGGAUGUCUCGACUUUUCCGGGGAGUACGAAGUUGAUUAUGGGCGAGGGUGGGAAGGAGGCUUUUAUGCCGGGGUAUCCCACCGAUCCCGAGGCGCAGACUCUUGAUAGUGAUUUUGAGGGACGGGAGGUGGUGGAGGUGGAUUUCAGAAAUGCAGAUUUGAAAAUCGGUGGUUUCAGGGCGUAUGACUACUUCGGCGAUGGAAGUUUUUACCUCUUGGACUCACCAGGCCACACGAUCGCUCACGUCAACGCACUCGCCAGAACGAAGGUCGAUGCUCCGGAGUAUGUGCACAUGUGUGGUGAUUCGGCGCAUCACUGCGGCGAGAUACGGCCGACCAUGUACAUGCCUUUGCCCGAGAAUAUCGAUCCAUCGCCACUCCCGCACAUCCACGCUGGCCCAUGCCCUGGAGGUCUCUUUUCAAAAUUACUCAGGAAUGGUAGUCGAGAGGAUCAUGUUCUCGAGCUGAUCGAUCCAGGAGCGGGCACUUACAAGAAGCAGAAGUAUGCUCUCAUCUACGACAAUGAAAAAUUAAAGGAGACGGUCAGGGAGGUGGAAGGGUUCGACGCGAAUGAGGAUGUGUUGACCGUGUUGGCGCACGAUUGGACGCUGAAGGGGAUCAUUGACGAGUGGCCGAAGCAUUUGAACGGAUGGUCGGAGAAGAAGUGGAAGAAGGAGUCGAGGUGGAAGUUUUUGGAGGAUUUCCGACAUGCUGUCGCGGAUGGAUCGUGA
Zasmidium cellare ATCC 36951 is the source of this 1119-nucleotide messenger RNA. RefSeq lists its product as uncharacterized. Bases 1 to 1119 code for a protein of 372 amino acids. The record is from RefSeq and is a predicted model, not a curated record. The transcript has a single exon. NCBI's taxonomy places the organism in Eukaryota, Fungi, Ascomycota, Dothideomycetes, Mycosphaerellales, Mycosphaerellaceae.